Acyrthosiphon pisum (pea aphid) is the source of this 1532-nucleotide messenger RNA. RefSeq names its product pyridoxine-5'-phosphate oxidase-like. The record is from RefSeq and is a predicted model, not a curated record. The transcript has 6 exons. NCBI's taxonomy places the organism in Eukaryota, Metazoa, Arthropoda, Insecta, Hemiptera, Aphididae. Gene Ontology annotation, biological process: pyridoxine biosynthetic process; pyridoxal 5'-phosphate biosynthetic process. The coding region runs from base 250 to 1023 and encodes 257 amino acids. Gene Ontology annotation, molecular function: FMN binding; pyridoxamine phosphate oxidase activity.
UUAGGACGUUACGUCAUCGCGGUCCGUCCGCCGACCACCACUAUUCAACUCUUCUCUACUCUCUACUCUCUAGUCCACUCGUCAGUCAUUCACCCGCUUCCAUCGCUCUACAGUUUAUUGGGCGGCGCUGACUCUUCGCAGUGUUUUGGUCCCUCGUCCGAUUUUUGAUUUCCUGUAAUAACUAAUAAAAACAAUUAAAUAACAGCGCGCCCACACCCACUGAACAUAAUAAUAAUUUUAUAUGAUCAUAUGAUCGUUUCGAGUGUACAAAAUCUGUGGAAAUUGUGCGCCGGAGUACGUCGCUUAUCGACCACAGGUCCCAUUCGUAUGGCAGAUUCGAGUGUUGCACAGUUGAGGGUCUCGUAUAGAGACAAGGGUGAUGUCUUGCUCGAAGAUAAUUUGGAAUCGAAAAAUCCACAUCAGAUGUUUUCUAUAUGGUUCAAAAAAGCUUCGGAGCGCGACGACGUGAGACAGCCCAACGCUGCUUGUUUGGCUACGGCUACCAAGUCUGGUAUUCCGUCGGCUAGAUUUGUUUUACUUAAAGCUUUCGGCGAAUCGGGUUACACGUUUUUUACAAAUUCAGAGAGCCGCAAGGGCCGAGAAAUCGAAGAAAACCCGGUAGCAGCCUUGACGAUAUAUUGGGACGCGUUGGACCGAUCGGUACGAAUUGAAGGAGCUGUUGAGAAAAUCGAUGAAACUGAGUCCACUGAAUAUUUCGAUACAAGACCGAGAAGCAGCCAAAUCGGUGCUCAUGUGAGUCGGCAGAGCACAGUAAUAAGCAGCAGAGAAUCUCUUUCCAAACAAAAUGAAAAGCUCGAAGUUGAGUUCGCCGGAAAACAAGUGCCCAGACCGUCUUAUUGGAACGGCUACAAAAUAAUUCCCAAAACGAUGGAAUUUUGGCAAGGGCAGAGUGACAGGCUGCACGAUCGCAUCGUCUUCGAAAGAGCCGAGGACGCGGCCGAAAAGCAAAUCGCGAGUCACGCCGGCGAAAACGGUUGGGUAUUUUACCGUCUCUCGCCGUAACGUUGCGUCGUAUGUACAUAUACCAUCUAUACAUAUCGUGUGUCGACAUAAAUGUAUUAUAACAAUAAGAACGCAAGUUUCCAAUAAAUUGUGGUUUUUUUUUUUUGUAAUAGAUAUUUAUUAUGUACUGAUAUACCUAUAGUAUGAUAGAUUGAUUGAUAUUAAAUAAUAAUUAUAAUGAAAAAAAUCAAACUACAAAAUAUACUCACUAUAAAAUAUAGGUAUUAUGUUUAUAGAAUAAAUUUUCAAAUUUUCCGAAUGUUUAUCAUUGAGACUUAUUUUUUGUCAUCACAAAAUAUGCAAGUUCAAUAUUGGAAAUUGAGUUUUUUGAAGGGUAAAUUGUAAAAUAUAGUAACGGAAAAUAUUAAAUUUAUAUGCGGAAUCAAAAUUUUAUUUUUGUAUGCGAUCCCAGAUAAAACUUUGUAGUCAAUAGUUUUACGAUUGAUAUCAUAAUAUAUAAUUAGCUUUCAUCCCGUUGAGUCCGUAGGCGGUAAUUAGCCCCCCCCCCC